AUGACAGAAGUCGUGGAGGACGACUCCGAAGACCCCGCCAGAGCGACCCCUGACCCCCCCGAGGGGAGUAGCCCGCGAGAGCGCCCCCGACGGGAGCGCCGACCCCCGGCCCACCUGGCCGAGUAUGUCCUGGGCAGUCUCAUCACACCGCCCCACACAUCACCUGCCCGCGCAGCGACCGAGGUGGCGUCCGCCUGCGCCAUCACCUCAUGCGCCGCCGUGCCACCUCCCGGCCCAGCUGCCCACGCAGCGACCGAGGCGGUGUCCGCCUGCGCGAGCACCUCUUGCUCUGCCGGCGCUAAGGCGCCACGUGCCAUGGGAUCGUGUGUCGAAGGGUGCCGGCUGAGCUAG
Bacillus rossius redtenbacheri is the source of this 351-nucleotide messenger RNA. Its product is annotated as artemin-like. Lineage: Eukaryota; Metazoa; Arthropoda; Insecta; Phasmatodea; Bacillidae. The record is from RefSeq and is a predicted model, not a curated record. The coding region runs from base 1 to 351 and encodes 116 amino acids. The transcript has 2 exons.